CGAGAGCAAGUGGGACCUUUACAGCCAACCACUUGACGAUGUCAAGGUAUUCAAGGUCUUGAAUAACCGUGCGUGACGCCACCGAAACAGGUAUAUAUGUGGGCGGCUUCUUAAAUUACAGAACAGGUUGUUAUGUCAUUGUGACAAAGAACUGAUAUCAGUGAGCAAGCACAUUACAGGGGAGGAAAACCUGUACCUGUUUGGGGGUUUAGGCGAUCCGGAAAUACACAUCUGCUGGUCGCGUCACUGAUGAAUCUGUUCAUUUCGUUUAUUCACGUCAGAUAUUACCUUAUCAACGAUAACUCAUGAAGUUGUGCAUUGAUGCAUACAAACAACGAGUGAAGUAACAGGCUGUACGUCACUUAGGCUCUGAGUCUCUACCUGGCAGCCACUCUACCUGGCAGUUCACAGAAGGUUUGAUGAUGUCAGACUCUGAUCUAACUGAUAAUGGCCCCAAAGAUACUUCACCAUCAACCAUCGCGAUAGGGCUGGUGGAAAUGAAUAAGGACACUUCCGGCGGCGAUGCGAGACACAAGAGAGAACACUGGUCAUCUCAGUGGGACUACAUCAUGUCCAUGACAGGCUACUGUGUGGGAUUUGGUAAUCUGUGGAGAUUCCCUUACCUCUGCAACAGGAAUGGUGGAGGUGCUUUCCUGAUCCCUUUCCUGAUAUUCAUCGUCAUCGCCGCCUUGCCCGUGUUUUACCUUGAGGCGUCUAUGGCUCAGUUCUCAGGCAAAGGCGCUGUACAGACAUGGAAUUUCUGCCCUCUCCUCAAAGGUAUCGGUAUUGGAACGGUCAUCCAAGUUGCAAUUUGUCAACCCUAUUAUCAAAUCCUUCUGGCCUGGCCAAUCUACUACAUGGUGAAGUCUUGCUCCAGUGUCCUACCCUGGACAACAUGUGGUAACUGGUGGAACACAGACCUAUGUGUGGAGGACAUCUCCACUUUGAAAGGGCAUUCUAUGAACUCUACACACGUCCUGAACUACACGGACGCUGCAGGGAUCAAUGGCACUGGCACCAGCAUUGCAGAACUAUGGCGAAACAAGACCUUAUCACACACCGCUGUGGAGGAGUUCUACCAGUACAACGUCCUCAAUAUAUCAAGCGGAAUACACGAAAUCGGAUCCAUGCAGUGGCAUAUCGUGGGAUGUUUAUUUGCGUCGUAUGUGUUGAUUUUUCUGAGUCUGUUUCGAGGAAUCAAAGCUAGUGGGAAGGUUGUUUAUGUGACGGCAUUGCUACCUUACAUACUGCUGGUGGCGAUCUUCAUUAGAACCUGCAUGCUACCAGGAGCUGUUGAUGGGAUUCUGUACUACCUUAAACCUGACUUCAGCAAACUCCUCACAGGGCAGGUGUGGUCUGAGGCGUGUAUCCAGGUGUUUUACAGUCUUGGUCCAGGCUGGGGGAUUAUCAUGACAGCAUCCAGCUACAACAAGUUCCGGGAGCCCACUUUAAGGGAUGCUGUUAUUCUGUGCACUGUAUCUGAAGGAACGAGCAUAUUCGCUGGAUUUGUCACGUUUGCCAUCUUGGGUGUUAUGGCUGAAAGGAUCGGUGUCCCAAUAUUUGAAGUCGUGUCAUCGGGCCCAGGAUUAGGAUUCGUUGCCUACCCAGAAGCCCUGUCACAUCUUCCACUUCCACAGCUGUGGUCCUUCCUGUUUUUCCUGAUGUUGCUGACAGUAGGAUUAGACUCUCAGUUUAUGUUUGUUGAGCUCCUAUCAACAACGGUCAUAGAUCAGUUCCCCACAACACUCAGACACAGACGAGGCUGGGUCACAGGGGUGAUAUGUGUCAUUGCUUUUGCUGCUGGUAUCAUCAUAUGUACACAGGGUGGCCCAUACAUCAUGCAGUUACUGGAUUGGUACCUGGCAGCACUGUCGCUGUACCUCUUCUGUACCCUGGAGUGUGUGGCUGCUGUCUGGCUCUACGGUAACACUAUGUACAUCUGCAUGUGUGCAGUUAUGCUAAGUAUCAAGCAGCUGAAUGAGGACAUUGAUAUGAUGAGUGGACGUCCUCUUCCUGUUCUGGUCAAAGUCCUGUGGGGUAUCAUCACCCCGGCAAUACUGGUGAUUGUGUUCAUCACGACGAUCUCCCAAUACGAGUCUCCCACCUACGGGAAGUACACCUACCCUGUUGAGGCUACCGUGGUCGGAUGGAUGGUUGCCCUCCUUCCAGUUGUUCCAGUGAUCAUUGUCAUGAUAAAGGCUUUGAUUAAACAACACGGGUCAUUACAACAGAGACUGAUGUUGUCCCUUCGACCAAACUCUCAGUGGCGUCCAGCGGAAGACUCGCUUACAACAAGACACAAGGAAUCCCUUCUUCGCAAUAGACGAACCUUCUCAGAAAACCUACGAUAUAUUUUCAAAACUCCAACUCAAUCUAAGCGAUGAAACAUUGACUUCAGUUAAUAGUCAAUUGACGUGAUAAAACCUUGAAAUCCCAAGUUCUCUGAAGCCACCUUUUGAGUUUAGGAAAGAAGAAAACGUCAAUGAAAUGUAACUGGCAGCUACAGAUAUUUUCGACAUAUCCUCUGAUCUUCAUAUGAAACAAACAGUGACUAAUAUCAACUAUUUACCUUUCAAGCGCAUGAAGCUAUGAAACACAUUGUGAGCUUAAGCUUGUUAUCAAAUUUAAUCUGAUAUUACCUCGUGUAUAUACGACUUUCAACGGUACUCACUGUCAU
Haliotis rubra (blacklip abalone) is the source of this 2677-nucleotide messenger RNA. Its product is annotated as sodium- and chloride-dependent betaine transporter-like. Lineage: Eukaryota; Metazoa; Mollusca; Gastropoda; Lepetellida; Haliotidae. Bases 420 to 2384 code for a protein of 654 amino acids. The transcript is spliced from 15 exons. The record is from RefSeq and is a predicted model, not a curated record. Gene Ontology annotation, cellular component: membrane. Gene Ontology annotation, biological process: sodium ion transmembrane transport.